AUGGCGAUGGCUAGAGUCCUGCUCCGGGCCCCUUUCGGGCUUCGCAACAUGACUGCUCGAAGCGCUCCCGCAUCAUUUUCUCGACCAGCUCCCUGGCUUUGCUGGCGUCGGUAUCCCACCCCCGCUCACCAGGUGCGGAGCAAUCACACCACUACCGCUCAGGCGGAGUCCCCCGAAAGUCCCAUCGAUUUCGACAGCAACAUAAUGGAGCUUGAUGACAAGCUCGCAGAGAAAAGGGACAUCAAGGGCCUCUUCUUUGGUAAAGAUAGCAUCAAGUUCAAACUCGAGAGCACCGGCGGCAGCGAGUCCCACGAACUGUCCUAUAUAUGGUUGCGCGAUGGCUGUAAAUGUCCUCAGUGUGUUGAUAGACACUCCAAACAGCGAAACUUCCGGUCCUCGGACAUCCCGCUCGAUAUCACCCCCAAGUCAUUCGGAUGGGAUGGGACGACCCUCACUCUCAACUGGAACAAAGAUAUCCCCGGAUUCAAGGCAAAUCACGUCACGAAGUAUGAUGCGGAGGAAUUGAAGUACCCUUUUGAACGCCAAUGGUAUUCCUGGUCUGCCACGGGCCCGGAGAGACGUCGGAUGGCUUGGAACGCAGAAAAAAUGCAAGAAUCCCAGCACUGGAUUUCAUACGAGGAGUAUAUGCACAACGAUGAAAAGUUCGCUGUGGCUAUGCGCAAUCUGUCUACUUUUGGCUUGAUAUUCGUGAAAGGCAUACCGGACUCGAGAGAAAUGGUCGAGAAGAUUGCUACGCGCAUGGGACCCUUACGAAACAGUUUCUAUGGAUCUACGUGGGACGUCCGGACGAUUCCCGAGGCUAAGAAUGUUGCAUAUACUAACAAGUACCUUGGAUUUCACAUGGAUCUCAUGUACAUGAAAGACCCGCCGGGGUUCCAGCUCCUCCAUUGCCUGCGCAACUCAUGUGAUGGCGGCGAAUCGCUUUUUGCGGACGCGUUCAGAGCGGCUAUCCUGAUUCGAAAACACGACCCGCAACUCUUCGAAGAUCUGAAAAACACACAUAUUACUUACGAGUACCAACACAAGGAUCAAUCCUACCAGAACAUUUGGCCUGUCUUCGAGACAUCGCCUUUUGUAAGUCCUUAUAACACCGUUACGCACGUGAACUAUUCGCCUCCAUUCCAGGGCGUCGGGAUCCCGAGGCCCGGCACAAAGCCGUCAGUGAAACGCGAGCAGGAGGAACUAAAAGCUCUGGAAACGUUCGCGCGCCGCUUGGAACACAAGCCCAAUAUCUUCGAGUUGAAGCUAAAGCCCGGCCAAUGUGUGAUUUUCGAGAACCGCCGCGUGGUUCAUGCGCGACGUCAGUUCAACACCAACCGCGGAGAGCGGUGGCUUGCUGGGGCCUAUGUCGAUGAAGAUGCGGUUUUGUCUCGUUUCCAGGUGUGCAAAGAGACGUACCCGCAAGCGUGGCGUUCGGCUAGUCGACGCAAACCCUAUUGGGAUACAAGCGCUGCUGAGCCUGCCAAUCCUGAAACCAGCGAAGGACUUGCGGAUCUCAUGAGGCAGUUGCUUAAGAAGGACGCAAAGAAGUGA
Aspergillus calidoustus is the source of this 1554-nucleotide messenger RNA. NCBI's taxonomy places the organism in Eukaryota, Fungi, Ascomycota, Eurotiomycetes, Eurotiales, Aspergillaceae. The record is from the annotation of a GenBank genome assembly.